Molecule: messenger RNA, 1656 nt
Organism: Aureobasidium namibiae CBS 147.97
Lineage: Eukaryota; Fungi; Ascomycota; Dothideomycetes; Dothideales; Saccotheciaceae
Product: putative glucose transporter rco-3
Exons: 2
Coding region: 1-1656 (551 amino acids)
Biological process (GO): transmembrane transport; carbohydrate transport
Cellular component (GO): membrane
Molecular function (GO): carbohydrate:proton symporter activity
Source: RefSeq, a predicted model, not a curated record
AUGCCUGGUGCUAUGCUUGCUACCACCUCUGAUGUCAAUCAGAUUGAGGCUCCAGUCACCUGGAAGGCCUAUCUGAUCUGCGCCUUCGCCUCCUUCGGAGGUAUCUUCUUCGGUUACGAUUCUGGUUACAUCAACGGUGUUACCGGCUCUCCUGUCUUCGUCGAGCUCAUUGAGGGCGCCGGCAUUACCACUCUCUCCGGUCCUCACAACUCUCUCAUCACUUCUAUCCUCUCUGCCGGUACCUUCUUCGGUGCUAUCAUCGCCGGUGAUGUCGCUGACACCAUCGGUCGUCGCUGGACUGUCAUCAUUGGUUGCGCUAUCUACAUCGUCGGCGUAAUCCUUCAGGUCGCCUCUCACGGUCUUGGUCUGAUUGUCGCUGGUCGUCUCGUUGCCGGUCUCGGUGUCGGUUUCGAGUCCGCCAUUGUCAUUCUGUACAUGUCCGAGAUCUGCCCUCGCAAGAUCAGAGGUGCUCUCGUUUCUGGCUACCAGUUCUGUAUCACCAUUGGUCUCCUGUUGGCUGCUUGCAUCAACUACGGUACCAAGGACAUCAACAGCACUGCUUCUUACCGUAUCCCCAUCGGUAUCCAGUUCAUCUUCGGUAUCGUUCUCGGUGGUGGUCUCUUCUUCCUCCCCGACUCUCCUCGUUACUUCGUCAAGCGCGGUAACGUCGAGGCUGCCCGCCACGCAUUGGCCAGACUCCGUGGCCAGCCCGGUGACUCUGAUUACAUCGAGGCCGAGCUCUCUGAGAUCGUCGCCAACGAGGAGUACGAGCGUUCCAUGAUCCCCACCACCGGCUGGGUUUCUGGCUGGGCCAACUGCUUCAAAGGUUCGCUCUGGAAGCAGAGCUCCAACUUGCGCAAGACCAUCCUCGGUACCUCUCUUCAGAUGAUGCAGCAGUGGACCGGUGUCAACUUCAUCUUCUACUACUCUACUCCCUUCCUCCAGUCCACCGGUGCCAUCGGCAACGCCUUCUUGAUCUCGCUGAUCUUCACCCUCGUCAACGUCUGCUCUACCCCCAUUGCCUUCUACACUGUCGAGAAGUUCGGUCGUCGUCCUCUCCUCAUCUGGGGUGCCUUCGGCAUGUUGAUCUGCCAGUUCCUCGUCGCUAUCAUCGGUGUCACCGUCGGUUUCAACCACACUCACGACAUCCCCAACCCCGCUGGUGGUGACCCUCUUACUCGUUCCGACAACAUCUCUGCUGUCAACGCCCAGAUUGCCUUCAUCGCAAUCUUCAUUUUCUUCUUCGCUUCCACCUGGGGCCCUGGUGCCUGGGUCCUGAUCGGUGAGGUCUUCCCUCUUCCCAUCAGAUCCCGUGGUGUUGCCCUCUCCACCGCCUCCAACUGGCUGUGGAACACCAUCAUCGCUGUCAUCACCCCUUACAUGGUCAACAAGGACGAGGGUAACCUCAGAUCCUCCGUCUUCUUCAUCUGGGGUGGUCUCUGCACCUGCGCCUUUGUCUACUCGUGGUUCUUGGUUCCCGAGACCAAGGGCCUUUCUCUCGAGCAGGUCGACCGCAUGAUGGAGGAGACUACUCCCCGUACCUCCGCCGCCUGGGUCCCCCACGAGACCUUCGCCAGCUCCGUCGGCCACGCCAACGGUGGCAAACUCGACCUCGAGGUCGUCGAGGAUGUCGAGAGAAAGGGCAGUGUCUUCUAA